AUGUCGACGAUAAAUCCUAGACGGACAGCACCGUCUUCACUAGGCCAGAAAGCGCCGAUUCCAUCAUCUUCUCCAGGAUUUGGAACACCAGUGCAUCCCAUCCUCUCACAGCCCAUCAAUGCGAUUCCAGCACCAGCAGCCAUCAAGCCUAUAGUACCGAUUUUGCUCCCGCCAAACCUCCUUCGUCCUGUUGCUGUCCGAGUUUUCACACGUAACCAUGAUCUGAACCUACAAUCUUCUGCCCUCGGCAGUCUUGCGACUUUCAUCGGGCGCCAUUGUGGUCAGGGAUGGCGGGAACAAGGCCUCGCUGAGCGUGUUCUGGAGGAAGUUGCUCGGAGUUGGAAAAAAGCAGGCGGGUCAGUCAUAAUAAAUGGCGACAGUGGUAUGCUCAAGGAUAUUCUAAAAGGUUUAGAAAGCUGCAUGGUUGGCGGUAGAAUCAUUCAAGGGAAGAGUGGCACACCGAGUGUGAGCAGACAAGGAAGCUUUGCAUUUGGUCCAGAUGCAGCUUUGCAUAAUGGCAUAUCCGAAAGACCUGCCAUAGACGAAAGACAGGAUAGCUUUGGCAUGUCAAGUCUUGGGGUGGAAGACAACGAAGACGAGGAAGAUGCUUCAAAAGACCCCCGGGAUUGGCUCAAAGUAAUAGGGGGGUUUGAUCAACCAAGAUUGGUGUACAAUGUUGGCAAAAGACACUUCGAGAAAUCUACUACGAAGCCAUCUCUCCUUGCGCCACCAUCACAUCGAAUUGAAAUGUUCCGUCAGAGGUAUCAUGUAGUUCACCAGCGCAUCCUGCGUAACGAGGCUUUUCAAGUACCGACAUUUUCUGCAAAUACGCACAAGUCUUCAUUACAAAGUGUCGCCUCGAACGGACAGUACAACAAAAUAACACCAAUUGCAAACCUCCUUGGCCGCGGGGGCAGUACGCAUCUUCUAUUCGGACUUUUGACCGUUGCUCCCACAGGCACCCUCGCCCUGUCUGAUUUGACUGGAAGUAUAGCACUAGAUCUCCAGCACGCUCGACCCAUUCCCGAAGACGGCGCUUGGUUUGCCCCUGGGAUGAUGGCGCUAAUUGACGGAUCCUACGAAGAAGAUGACAGCAAUCCAUCAGCAGGUUCGGCCUCAGCACUUGGUGGUACUGGCGGUAUCGGUGGCACAAUUGGUGGCAAGUUUGUCUGUUUCUCUGUUGGUCAUCCGCCGGUCGAACGUCGAAACACUACACUUGGAAUCAAGGACGCAACAGCCGAUGAUGCACUCGCUGGUCCAGCAUUUGGCUGGACAGACUUUCUAGGGGUUGGAUCUGAGCGCGGCAAUGGAUCGCGAAUGCGGCGACUGUGCCAGCGUCUUCUUGCUCCACCCCUGGAAGUAGACUUAGGAACGCCUUCGCCACCAGCUCGCAGCGGUAUAAUAGCCAUUGCAUCAGAACUAAAUCUGGCGGAACCAGCAACAUUAUCUGCUCUACGGACAAUGUUGUCAAGCUACUCAUCUCUACCAGUUCCAUCCUACCCCUUGGCUAUGGUCCUUAUGGGUAAUUUUGCAACAAAUGCUGCACUUUCAGGGGCGUCUGGCAGUGGCAGUAUAGAGUACAAAGAGUCGUUUGACUCUUUGGCCUCCCUUCUGUCAGAGUUUCCUCAAUUGAUAGCGCGAACGACACUGAUUUUUGUGCCUGGAGAUCACGAUGCCUGGGCUUCGGCCCAUUCGGCAGGUGCUGCUGUUCCGUUGCCUAGGAAGGCUAUUCCUGAUAUCUUCACGAGUCGAAUACGUCGUGUUGUAGCAGAGGCUAACAGAGAAGUGCACGGUGUAGCAGCUAACCGCAAGGGCAUCAAAGAAGGAGAGGCGAUAUGGACCACAAAUCCAUCGCGCUUGAGUUGGUUUGGUGUUGCGGGUGAAAUGGUGCUACUACGAGAUGAUAUGUUGGGCAGACUUCGUCGCACGGCUAUUAGGUUCAACGAACGAGAUGACGAAGCCGAAGGCGAAGAAAACGUGGCGGCAACCCAGACAAGAAACGCAGAGUACUCGAUGUCUGGUGGACUGCCCUCGUCCCCUCCAAGGCAAGCGACACAGGACGCCCAGUCUAUGGAAGUAGACGUCACGGGCGAUGAGGCAUCUACGAAUCCUUUGGACUCAGGAGUUGAUCCACACGUUCAGACUGCCCGGGCGCUUGCUUUCACUUUGCUCUCGCAAUCCCACCUUUCGCCGUUUCCAAUGUCUGUUCGACCUCAGCACUGGUCAUACGGCUCAGCGCUGUCUCUGUACCCACUACCGAAUGUGCUUGUAAUUGCAGACUCUGAAGCCCCGCCAUUUGCACUGAGCUAUGCAGGUUGUGCUGUGCUCAACCCUGGACGCUGUGCCAGAGAUACCAGCGCGAGGAAAGGCAACAAAGGGGCAAGAUGGGUCGAGUGGGAUAUAGGGGGCAGUGGUGGCAGAGUAAGAGAAGAAGGAUGA
This is a messenger RNA of Pseudovirgaria hyperparasitica, 2439 nucleotides long. Its product is annotated as DNA polymeras-like protein epsilon subunit B. The record is from RefSeq and is a predicted model, not a curated record. Gene Ontology annotation, molecular function: DNA binding. Gene Ontology annotation, biological process: DNA-templated DNA replication; error-prone translesion synthesis. The transcript is spliced from 2 exons. Gene Ontology annotation, cellular component: epsilon DNA polymerase complex. Lineage: Eukaryota; Fungi; Ascomycota; Dothideomycetes; Acrospermales; Acrospermaceae. The coding region runs from base 1 to 2439 and encodes 812 amino acids.